GGGGGAAUCAACGGGAAGGAAAAAAGAAGGUAAAUUCUUCUAUUCUAUUUCCUCCUUUGGUAAGGAUUGGCUUUUUGUUCAAGGGUAUGUUAAAAACCAUCGUCUUUUCUUUGUUUGUAUCACCGAGACACCCGAAGGGCCGGCCAUAUGUACCUCGGGAGCCCCGGCCCAUUCAAAUCAAAAUAGAACGAGCACCUACGACUAAGGGGAAUGGAAUGUCGACCACAGGGUGAGAGAAUCUUAUAAUACGAGGGCUAGUGACUGGUCAAGUCAUUAAACUUAGUCAUUUUGAUCAACAUGGCUGCAAGUGGACUGGGUUUAUGGGUUUAAACUGACUACGACCAAAGUCGUGGCUACUUCAACCAAAAAAAGGGCGACCCCCUAUUCAAACCAAAAGAAGUACCUCACCUCACUUACGAAGAAGUUGUUGGAGCUGGGCUCCGAACUAUGAGAGUUUGCUUUUUAUCUUUCUCAGAGCGGUCUGAUCAAAUAGGGGAUCAGACCGCUCCUGGUGUUUUAACUAGUCAUUAAUGGUCGGCUUAAUUAGUACCCUUUCGGUAUGUGUUGCGAACACUUUCAUUUUGAGCCUCUCAUCUUCUCUAGAGAAGCAAAACUCGAACGGAUAGAACAGAUGGUCCAACUACAUAACUUUUUCUUUUUCAUUACUUCCAUGGUCGUGCCUCGUGGCACGGCAGCACCCGUACUAUUGAAAUGGUUCGUCAGUAGAGAUGUUCCCACAGGUGCCCUUUUUUCCAAUGGUACUAUAAUUCCUAUUCCUAUCCCUUCAUUCCCUCUUUUGGUCUAUCUACAUUCCAGGAAAUUCAUACGCUCCGCGGACGGAGCAAAAAGUGGAGUCUUGGUCAGAGCAAGCCGCCCUAUUCUAUUACCAGACAUAAUUGGGAGAAGCUCAUCCGAAACUAGAGCUAGAAACGCUUUAUUUCGUUUCGUUCCCGUUCUUCAUUUCCUUCUUCUCGAAUCCAAGGGGGACUUCUCAUAUUUAGAAUCUUUCUGCGGUGUGCUCCGUUUACUAUUCUUUCGUACUUUCUUCUUUUUACCACGCGAUAGGUCAGCGAAGCCUGAGCGGGCGCGGAGAAGGAAAGGCCAAACACUUCGGCCUAACGGGAAUGAGCAACGACGAAAUGAGAAGAUGAGGUGCCUCGGGCACCCCCAUUUAGAAAGAAGGGUCGAAGGUUUUGGGCCUGUAGCUUUCCCCGUCCCCCCUUCGUCGGGCGGUGCUUGUGUGGAGGGUGCGCCACCAGAAAUCGGGCUUGAAGCUCUCACCUUACCAACAAGCCGAGAGCUGAUGGCUGUUGGUCACGACUACUAUCAAAAAGCUCCUAUGAAGAUGAAUAUUUCACAUGGAGGAGUGUGCAUCUUUAUGUUGGGUGUUCUUCUGUCGUGCGACCCGGCGGCUUAUGUGCGACCUGUGGCCCACGCCUCCUAUUUGUUCAGGGCGGGCGGCGUGAACUCUGAUUCGAUCCGGGUAUUCAAUCCCGCCGCUGAGAUGCUCAGUUGACUCCUUAACCUU
Molecule: messenger RNA, 1528 nt
Organism: Lycium ferocissimum
Lineage: Eukaryota; Viridiplantae; Streptophyta; Magnoliopsida; Solanales; Solanaceae
Product: cytochrome c biogenesis CcmF C-terminal-like mitochondrial protein
Exons: 1
Coding region: 560-1516 (318 amino acids)
Biological process (GO): cytochrome complex assembly
Source: RefSeq, a predicted model, not a curated record